Homarus americanus (American lobster) is the source of this 2524-nucleotide messenger RNA. RefSeq names its product zinc finger protein 271-like. The record is from RefSeq and is a predicted model, not a curated record. Lineage: Eukaryota; Metazoa; Arthropoda; Malacostraca; Decapoda; Nephropidae. The transcript has a single exon. The coding region runs from base 1056 to 2093 and encodes 345 amino acids.
GUGUAAAAUGGUUAAUUUGUUCUUGAUUUUUCUCCCAACAGAAAGAGCUGGAGGACAAGUAACAAAUGGGUAUACAGUACAGUACUGUAUAGUACAAGCAACACACUCUACAGUAUAUUGCUGGCAAUAAUUAAGUAUAAUGUACAUAAACUAAGUUUUGUUAAUCACAAAAAUAUAUGAAAAAACAGUCCCUGUGUAAAUAUGUUAUAAACCCAUACUGAGAGAUUAACACAAGAUAUUUGUCUUAUUACCAAUCAAGAACAUCAGAGACUCACAUGUGAAAGAAGUGAAGACAGGAACUGCAGUACAGUACUGAAUAGAGAGAUGAGGAAGUUUUACACUUUAUAUAUAUUUCUUUUUACUAUGUGCUUGCUGAAAUUGGAUAUUGUACUGUAAUUUUUCUUUUUCGUAUAUUACAGUAAUUAUAUGUAGUAUACACGAUCCUGUAUUUACAUACACAGUGCCCUAUAGGAUCUAUUCCUUAACCAAAUAACACAAGUUUUAGUACGGUUUACAUCAUAGUCCAUACUUGCUUCAAUUUCUAUUUCCUCAAAUUCUCAUCGUACAUUCAUUCAGGACUCAAAAAAUAUCAGUAAUACCACAAUACAUUUCUCUCUCCUUAUCCAUCAUUGUUAUGUUUUUAUAGUUACAAUUUCAUACUAAGGGUCUUCAAACUAUCCACUUUAAUAAUACAGUAAUACACAAUAGUAACAUAGCUAAAAAAUAUAAUGAGGACUUGUUUCAUUACUCUGCUGCCAGUAAGUAUAGUAAAUCACUAAGAAAGUCAACUAUAUUGUUUGUUGGCAUAUAAGCUUAUACAGUACAGUAUACAAAAGUGUCGAGUUCAUAAACGAAUUAUUUAUAUUAUUUUAUGGAGUCUUUUAAAGAUUUUUCACCUAAAUUUGAUCUUGUAAAAUAAACUAUACACAAGGUAGAUUUUUAUGUAAUACAGAUUUUAAAAAAAAAAUCAUUGGUCCAUGACAGUUUAUACAUAUGUAUAUCAAAGAAAAUCAUUCUACUGUUCAAUGCUGUAACAACUGUUUAAAAAGUGUUAUAUGCUAAAACAUACUCUACAAGAAUCUGCAUUGUUGAAAAACCCAAAACCCAAUUCAUGUUCCAAAAAUCUUAUAAAAAUCUCCAGCAGCACAAUGAGGGCUGAAGCUGGAGAAAAACCUUAUCAGUGUUCAAAUUGUUCAAAGAACUUUGCACGCAAGUCUCAUUUAGCAAGACAUAUGUCAGUACAUACAGGAGAGAAACCGCAUCAGUGUUCACUUUGUCUCAAAGAUUUUGCACAAAAUUCUGAUUUAAUGUCACAUAUGCGAGUUCAUACAGGUGAGAAACCAUACAAGUGUUCUAAGUGUCUGAAAGAAUUUUCACAAAAAUCUGCUUUAGUUGUACAUAUGAGAGCUCAUGCAGGAGAGCGACCAUAUCAGUGUUCGGAAUGUUUUAAACACUUUCUACAAAAAUCUAAUCUGGUUAGACAUAUGAGAGUUCAUACAGGAGAGAAACCAUAUCAGUGUCCUGAGUGUCUUAAAGACUUUUCUGAUCAAUCUGAUGUAGUGAAGCAUAUGAGAGUUCACAUAAGAGAGAGGCCCUUCCAGUGUUUUGAGUGUCUUAAAGGAUUCUCAAGAAAAUCUAGUCUAGUAACACACAUGAAAGCUCAUGAAGGGAAAUCAUAUCAGUGUUCGGAGUGUCCUAAAAUCUUUAACGAAAAAUCUGAUCUAGCAGCACAUAUGAGAGUUCAUAAAGGGCAGAAACCAUACCAGUGUUCAGAAUGUCUUCAGGAAUUUUCUCGUAAAUAUAAUCUAGUCACACACAAGAGAGUUCAUACAAAAGAGAGACCAUAUCAGUGUUCCGAGUGUCUUAAACACUUUUCACGGAAGUCUGUUCUAGUAAUACACAUGAGAACUCAUACCGGAGAGAAGCCAUAUCAAUGUCCCGAGUGUCUUAAAGAUUUUUCCCAAAAAUCUGAUCUCGCAAGACAUGUGAGGGUUCACACAGGGGAGAAACCACACCAGUGUCCAUUGUGUCUUAAAGACUUUUUACGAAAAUCCUACUUAGAUAAGCAUAUGAGAAUUCAUACUAAAAAGUGAGACCCAUACAGUAUAAAGUUAAAGGUUGUCCUCAAUACUUCAGAUAUAAAGUUCCACAUUUUAGCUGAGGGGAAGAAACUUGACUUGUGAGAUACCUGAACUACACUACCCCAUUUGUUCAUUCCUUGGUUAAUAAGCUCUGAUAAAGUGCACCAACAGGUUACACCCUUUUUUCAAACAGAGUUGAUUUGUUCUUUUAAAUUUUCUUCACCAGUAAGACUUACUGUUGCAUCAUUGUUUUUAACUCCAAGUUGAAUGGUUGCUUUGAGCUACCAAGACGUCUGAUUCUCUGGGUUACAAUUCUAAGAUAAGUUUGCUUAAUUUAAUUAAAUACAGUUGUACCCCACUUAACGCGGUCAAUUGAACCCAGAGGGUCCUGUGUUAAGUGAAAUCCGCAUUAAGUGAACAACAGAACAUAUGGGAUUAAUUCC